Molecule: messenger RNA, 906 nt
Organism: Lodderomyces pseudojiufengensis
Lineage: Eukaryota; Fungi; Ascomycota; Pichiomycetes; Serinales; Debaryomycetaceae
Product: thiamine transporter
Exons: 1
Coding region: 1-906 (301 amino acids)
Biological process (GO): thiamine pyrophosphate transmembrane transport
Cellular component (GO): mitochondrial inner membrane
Molecular function (GO): thiamine transmembrane transporter activity
Source: RefSeq, a predicted model, not a curated record
AUGGAUAAAACUCAAAGAGAGGAUCACUUGAAAAGAGGUUCGAACGUUACACCGUAUGAAGCAUUGUUGGCAGGUUCAAUAUCAGGUGGAGUUUCGAGAGCAAUUACCGCUCCAUUAGAUACUAUAAAAAUCAGACUUCAAUUACAACAACAUACAUUUAAACAUAGAAUAACCGUUCCUACCAUUGUAAAGAAUUUAUUAAAAGAAGAGGGUAUAAUUGCAUUAUGGAAAGGAAAUGUACCUGCUGAAAUUCUAUAUAUUAUUUAUGGAGGUGUUCAAUUUACUUCAUAUUCUAUAUUGAGUAAAUCGUUAUCACGUCUUGAAGAUGAUUACAAAUUAAAAUUAUCAUCUGCAUCACAUUCUUUACUUGUGGGGUUGGGUGCAGGAUUUGCAAGUACUAUCAUCACGUAUCCUUUCGAUUUGUUGAGAACAAGAUUAGUAGCAAAUAAAAAGAAAAAUCUACUAUCAAUGACAAAAGUUUUCAGAGGUAUAAUCAAAAAUGAUGGUUUUAAAGGCAUGUUUGUGGGAGUUAGACCGGCUAUGUUCUCAGUUGCCUUGAAUACAGGAUUGAUGUUUUGGUCUUAUGAACUAGCACGAGAUUUCUCAACAAAUUAUAAACAUAUUCCAUUUGUGGAAGGUCUUUGUGGAUUCAUUGCUGGAGCAACUUCAAAAGGAAUAACUUUUCCAUUAGACACAUUGAGAAAAAGAUGUCAAAUGUAUUCUGUUGUUCAUGGUACCCAAUGUCCGAAUUCAAUUCAUUUAUUUUUCAAUAUUUUGAAACGGGAAGGUAUAUUUGGGCUAUAUAAAGGUUACGGUGUAAGCAUUUUGAAGACAGCUCCUACAAGUGCAAUUUCAUUAUUAAUGUAUGAAUAUGCCAUAAGAUGGAUUAAGAGGGGACAAUUAUAG